UGAGGCGCUAAUUUUCUUCGCCUCGUGCAUGUCAUUGUAGUAUAAUUAGCGUAAUAAAUUAAUCAAGCAAAUUAUCAGCAGCUGAUAACGGUGGAACCUUUGUCGAGUGUUUCAGUUGUGUUUCAGUUCGUCUUUGUGAACGGACGCUCUAUUCAUUCCAUGAUAACGUUCCGGAACGCCGAACAACCCACCAUCCGUCGUUCACGACCGAAUGGUGCUGCGUUACCAACGACCGAACAGCAUCAGCAGAGCGUGAGAGAACCGGGGCCUGAUCUACGGAGCAUUUUGCACCAGGCCCCAGCAGGUCGCGCCGCAGGUGGUUAGGCCCCUCGUGUCUUUUUCCCUGCUCCUGCCACCAGCGGGGUACCACCUGCGCAGCGAUUGGUCAGUUCGCAGGCAGGUCAAACGGCAACACGUCGGUCUGUCGGCGUUUGUCACACUUACCUGCCGCUUCGGAGCGGAGCGCGCGAUCCUCGCGGCAUCGCAUUUUUCGCGUCUUAUCCACGACGAUCGUUGCACAUGUGUGAGCGAUCUCGUCCGACACGGCGGAGUGUAAUCCUGAACAAGGAACAGGCGACGACGCAGUGAUGGCUCAGAUGGGACCGUAGAAUCUGAGCUGCGAGUUCGGUGUUGCGCCCGCGCCGAGGAUUACUUUUUAAACGAUCGCAGGACGAUGCGGCGCGCCAACAUUGUGCGUGUACAAACGCUUUGACGUGUGUGCAACGUGUGGUAUUUUAUUGUUGUGUUACCAUCAGUGGUGCUUUCUUUGCGGGGGUGGCCACAAGCGACCGUCGCGACGGUGAAUGACGCGGGAGGCGUCGUUGGAGAGCGGCACGAACGAGCGACUCGAGAAUGCCAGCGGACGUGACUGGAGGCCCAGGAUUCGCAGUGGUAGCAGGGGAUGUUCUUGCCUUAAGAGGCACGGGACUCGCUGCUGCAGAAACAUGGGCUCUCCUUUGCCAGGCUGCCCAGGCCCUCCAGGAUCUCUUUCUUUCAAAUGGAGGUGUGGUGGGUGGUUCGAGAGCAGGACCAGUGGUGACUCCACACACACUGGAACUGACACCACGUGGGAGGGUUUUGCUGCAGCUCGCACCGCCGGAAACUGCUCGGGCGUACCUGCCGCCGGAGUAUCGACCCGGUCGCGUCUAUUCGGAUACGGAUUCGGAAAAAAUGUGGAUGUACUCUUUAGGAAGGGCAUUAUUGGAUACGACUCCUAGAGUAGCGGCAUUGACGGGGACGGUUUCCGUAUCGCCCUCUUCCGCUUUGCAAUCGGUACUGGCUGCUAUGACGGAACCUGAUCCUCGCAGACGUGCCUCUUUAAUGAAUCUGCUAGAUGUAAUAUCCGAGUAUUGCCGAACGCGUCUACAAACGAGACCCUUCACGCAUAUCGUGAUGGAGAUGUACGGAGAAGUCGUAAGGUCGCCGCAAUACGCCGCGCGGAAGCGAGCAGCCUAUUAUCAAUUAAACGCCCUACAUCCCACACAAAACAUUAUGAAUCAACCGAAUCACCAAAAAAUCUAUGGUUAUCAUACGCAACGACAGCAGCAGGAUCACAUUCAAGCUGUGAACGGUCAAUUGCCAUCUUUUCAUCACGCCCGUGUCGGCCAACAUUUAUCAAAUCAGCUGGCUAUCCAGCAGCGCCAGCAACAGCAGCAAGAUUAUAUUUAUCAUCCGACCAAUCAAUUGCGCUCGCUUCAACAACAGCAAGAUCACGUGCAGCAGCCGCUGAGGGGUCAACAGCAUAAUGAUCAUACGCAUCACAAUUAUUAUUACGCGAAGGGCGCGCUCUUCAGGGCGCAAUCGCGCAAUUCCCAGUCGCACCCUAAUCUGACGAGUCUGUGCGGCUCGCAGCAGCAGCAACAGCAGCACCAGGAAGUCGCCCUGAACACCUGCAGAGUGCAGUUUCAAUCGCAGCUGGACAUCCAAAGUGGCAGCCGAUCGAUAGGGCCGUCGACGACUCAUCAUCAACGCCGGAUUCACCAUCACUCGAGAACCUACUCGCAGCCGGUUUAUACACGACUCCAGCACACCAGAAGCAGCGGCAAUUUGCCAACGACGACAAACGCCACAGCCGCCGAUGGUAAUCCCGACGGAAAUGUUUACAACGACCCGAUAUAUGCCCUGCCGGUUAAGCCCUUCCUGAGCUCCCAGGACGUGCGAGUCAACGGACUAUCAGCGAAAGCUCCCGCGAUCUGUCGCGGCGACGAUGUUUACGGCGCAUCAUUAUCGAUAAACAGGCAUUCUUCGAAUACCGGUUGCUCUCAGCCCGAUAUGAUCUCGCAACCAAACGAGCAUCUUCGCGAGGAUAUUUACGGACGAGCACCUCCGGGAAGAAUAGCUUUGCAGAGGCAACACUCGAAUCCCCAGCUGCCAAACAGGACGCAAGGUGACGAGGAAUUCAAACGAUUAUCACAACCGAGCGUCGCGACGACCGAGCUUCGAUGCGUCGGCGUUGCGCGAAAGGAAGAACAGACGAUUCGGCAACAAAAUCCAGUGUCUUCCAUAAGGCUCAGGGGGAUACAAGGACCUCCGAAGCCACCUCGAAUUAUCACCACCCUAAGAAAAGCUGCUCUCUCCGACUCGGAGUGUAACAACCAAACGGAACCGCCGGCGAAGCCUCCCAGAAUUAUGGUGAGGAACGGACCAAGAGCACGGCGAGGAAAAGCGGUACAAAGAGCGCCUUCACGUCUUUACAGAACCGUAGGUGGACCUAUGAGAUGUUUCAAUAAGGCGCAAUGUGUAGGUCCUGAAUUUGUGGUUCGUGCCAAUCAGCCCCCAAAGACAUUAUGCGUGGGUCAAGUCAAGGCGGGCAACUCUGGUCGGAUAGUCGUAAUAAUGCUGACAGGACAACGCGUAGAAGUAACCUGCGAUCCUCAAAAGGUCACCGCCGGAGAUCUAUUUCAGGCUAUUGUCCAAGCGGAGAGCCUCGACGAAAACUUCACUUUGGGUCUGGCCGUGCUACUGGCCGGAGAUUUCGCAAUGUUACCACCGGACACGAAAUUGAAUAAGGUCGCACCACCAGGAUGGUUAAGCAGCGGCAAGAGCAAAGGUCUCCUAGGUUUACCGACCAGUUUCAUGCUGUACCUGCGGCUUCGAUUCUUCCUACCGUCUCUUCGUGGCAUAAGGAGCUGGAUAUCGAAGCAUCUACUGUACCUACAAAUAAGACGUUGUAUACUGGAGCAGCAGCUGGUUUGCCCCUAUCCCGAAUUAAUCAAUCUGACGGGUCUCGCGCUUCAAGCUGAAUUCGGAAACUACAACGUCAACGAACACGGUUGCGCGGAUUACUUCCUUCUCGAGCACUAUGUGCCGGAAUCCUUGAUAUUGAACGCGGACCGACAUCAAUCGCAGCCCUGCAUCGACGCCGAUACACUUCGGGCGCAGUUACACCGAGCUCACCGCGACCGCCGUGGCUUGGACUCGAACAAAGCCGAGGAGAUGUUCAUAACUCACGCGCAGUCCUUGCCGGAUUAUGGCUCGCACUACUACAUUGCCACGAUAGACUCGAAGGAAUUGGAGAAGCUGAUGGAGAAACAGAAAAAAGGAAAAAACGCUGUAUCUAGCAAUCGCAACGUCGUGUUAUCACACAAUAGUGCGACGGAAAGCGCUUAUCGCCAGGAAAAAUCUGCUAAGGAAACCGCCUACGAUAGAAUUCCGCCGCGAUUAAAGUCUCGCGAAAACCCACCGAUGACUCCCUAUUCGGACGAGCACGCAAGAAGCGCAAAAAUGUGCCGCGACGAAACGUGCAAUAAGAACGUUAAUAAUAACAAUAAUAAUAACAAUAAUAAUAAUAAUAAUAAUAAUAAUAAUAAUAUUAAUAACGUUAACGGCAAUAACAGCAAGAACAACAAGACGCGCAAAAGGAAAACAGAGAGCAAUGUAUGGCUAGCUAUACAUGCUCAAGGUUUAAAGUUGUUAGAGCGAGGGGGCGAACCGAGGGAGAGAACGGAACUGGCCCACUUUCAGUGGCGAGACGUACAGAAACUGAGUUACAGCAAAAGCUGCCUGGUCGUGUAUAGCAAGCUGAACGGGAGACGGUGUAAGCUUAAGCUGAGGAUGGAUCAUCGAAAAAGUUACUACGUCUUCAAGCUCACGUCCCUGCAUCAUCAGUUCUUCCUCAGACUUCGCUCGGAACUUACGUCGCUUCAGGGCCUCGCGAAAGAUUUUGGAGUACCCCUGACAACGGAAGUCAAAAUUACACCACCAAAACCCACCAAGAUUGGCGACGGUAAGACUAAGAUACCGGUAGCGAAUGCAGUGAAAGUGCAACAGAGAAUAAACUAUCCGAUGCAAUUGGAAGAAUAUCAAAAUAAAGAGAAUGAAAAUCCUCAAAAAGAUGCUAAUAUAGUUACGAAAGAUAUCGGUCGCGAACCAGGCUUUUAUUCGUCGGAAGAGGACGCUCUUUAUGCACAAGUAAACGUGCGAUUGGAGCCGGAAGGUGAAUCACGUGAUACAGAAGAAGAAUCUGAAAGAGGCAUAAUGACGUCGAACGAAAUCUUGUUAGAACCCAAAGAAACCAAAUCGGAGCAUGACAAACUCUAUCGGUGCCCCGGUUUAAAUAGCGAGGCUGAAACUGAAUGCACAUAUUCCCUUCCAAAACUGACAUCUAAUAACAUCAAUCAAAUAGAUAAACCUAAUAAUCCUGAAGCACUUUACGCCGCUAUUAACAAAGUUCGUCUAUCGGGCAAAAACGAAUUUCCUGUUUCGGACGUCUCGGAAGUUUGGAAUUCAUCAGAAGUGAAAAAAACGCUGCACAAGAUGAAGACAUCCAGUUUACCGAACUACGGCGUGUCAAAGCAGACGGGUGGUUUUCGUACACCUAGUUUACCUCGACGGUUGGGCGUGAAAAUGGGAACGCGAGCAAUCUACAGCAGUUUGGCACAGAAUACCGCGCUUACCGACGAUACGGAAUCGCAAUCUCUCAAGUCGGACACCGAAUCAUCUAUCCAAUCAUUGUCGGCGCGGUCCACCGAAUCGCCAAUGCCGGAAGCAUACGUGCUGAAUGCCGAUAUACGCACCGACGACGAAACGUUCCGAGUUCCGGAGGAUGAGUCAAUGUCUGUAUCAUUAAUGGCUCGUUUAGAAGAGCUAUCAUUUGCCGAGGAACGAAUUUUGCACACGAUCAAAUUGGAACGUGGCCACGGCGGCAGCAUAGGUUUGCAAGUGACAGAGGGUAACGACGGUGGAGUGUAUGUUCAAGCAGUUUCUGUCGGCGGAUCAGCCGAUAUGGCCGGAAAUGUCAAUAAAGGUGACCGGAUCGUAGCGAUAAACGGGCAAAAUCUGCUGAAUCUCCGCUAUGAGGACGCUCUGAAGAUGCUACAGAGCUCAUCCGAAACGAUAGAGUUGGUCCUCUCGCAACCCUCUACUCGGAAAAGCGUGGAAUUGAGAAGUGACGAGGGCCAAGGCCCUGUAGACAACAAUUACUUACAUGAUAUCAAAUUCGACGUGUCGUCAGAGGCGGAAACGUCCAGCAUGAUGAACAAGUGGAUUAUUCAGAAAACCACGGAUGUAGCAUCGGUGCAAAACACUUCGAGCGCUUACAGCAGUGCCGCGUCCAGCGCUAUGGGCAAUCAUAACAAUGCGAAUAGCCUGUACUUGACUGAUCUCGUUGACAAUAAUGCGCUAAAGUCUGCUAAUAACGACAAUUCGACUGAGCCACCCGUGCCACCGCGGCGAACGAAGCGCAAGAUCAAAACUACACCGAUUGCGUUAUCGGUGGCGAGCAGCGAUGCAAUAGAAGCUACGAAACACGACGCGACACUUCAGCAAAAACAUUCACCGCCGCCUCUGCCGCCCCCGCCAGAGAUAUGUCGACGGAACAAAUCUCGAUCUGUCGUCGAAACCAGCCAGCCGCAAUGCGACACCGCGACGAGCUGUCCGAGAGCCGAAAGUGUCAGCGGACAACACCACGGCGAGAACCGCACCGUCGACACCGCGACAGACGUGAUCGACGCGAAGUCCCCGGAAUCGCGCGACGAUACGAUAUCCGCGAGCGAGAACUCGGCGAUGAGCGACAACGUAAACGAUGACCCAGUUUCGAAGUCGACCGCGCCGAAACCACCAUUCCUGCCUUCUCUCGACGUCACGUCGUCUAAGCGAAGAGCACUCAACAAAUAUCCACCGCUUUUUUUCACGCUGCGCGACUUCGAGGACGUAAUGUCCUCUACAUACAACAGAGACGAUUUCGCGAACGGGUCUUCUGCGAAUCUCGCUGAUUUACACGACAAAGAAUCGUCGACAGUGUCUAUGUUAAACGUGGGCGACGACGUUUGUUUUCGCGUGACGACAACGAACCGUCCGUUCGAAAAGUGUCUCGGCAAAUGGAAAGACCCUUUCAAUGAUGAUGACUUCGUUCAGAAACUCGACGAUUAUCGAUUCGAAAAUAGAACGGAUAAGAGCGAUCAGAUAAACGUUAAAAAAUCAUCCGGUUAUGAUAUUUUCGACAAUAAUAAUCCGACGAUAACAACCAAUGAGAAUCCGGAUUAUCGCGCAGGCAUGAAAGUACGAUUUGCGAUUGAAUCACCGAAUCCUUCCACGUCCGAAUACGAUUUGAAUAUAAAAAUCGGUGUGCCGUGUGAUAGUUCGCGCAGCUGCGAAUCCAUUCUCUACGAUGAACAAGCCGGCGAACAAAGCACUACUUCUUCCGUGAAGUCGACUGAAAUCCGAGAGAAAUUCGCGGACAUAAAAGAUUGCGGUGGCAAUUCGGGAGAUAAAUCAUACACUUCGAAUAACGAGAAAGAAAAUUCCGCAACAAGGGAAAACGAUGCUUUUCUGUUAACAGAUACAAACAAAGUUGACACGAUAUUAAAGAGAAUUCCACAAACGUGUUUUGAUGAUAGAAAUAAUGAUAUUAAUUGUGAGAAGAUCCGUAAAAACGAUUCUAAUGUAAUAUCAUGGGACGAGCACAAUGAGAAUCUCAAAAUCGAAAAGAAAAAUAUCCUAAUGUCAGUCAAAACUAUCACAAGCGAGGAAUAUGCUGCAAAACAAAAAGAUGAAAAUGAAAUAUUAAAUGUUUCAUCCGAACUUACAGAAAACACUUGCCGCUUUAUAGAUAAAAGUUUAGAAACCGCAUACAGAGAUGAAAAGGUAAAUGCGGCGGAAAUAACACAAAAAAUAACACAGCAGGAAAAAGAAAUAUUUUUGGAAAAAACUAGCGCUGACAUCAAAGAGAAAUGUGUUGCUGAGAAUAAAAAUAUUUUCGUUAAAGAUUCAAUCCAAAGUUUUUCAAACGAUCAUGUGGACGAUAACGUAAAUCAGCAUAAUUCCGAGGAUGAAUCGAGGAUGAAAAGAAUUUCUAUUGACAAUCUCACAGACAAAUCGCUCAGAAUCAAAGAAACUCGACAAAUGUCGAUUGAGGAAAACAAGGAAACAAGCGAGUUUCUAGAAUCAAAGAAUAAUCGCGAGGAACUUUCGCCAUCAGAAGAGAUUUUUGUGAAAAAUGUUCCAGUAAAGGUUAGACGAAAUUCUUUUCUAGAAACUAUGCUGAGCGACGAUUCAGCAGACAUCUCAAUAAAUUGCGCGGUAAUUUGUAAACAAACUCCAUCAAACAUAGACAAAGAAUUAAGCACUCCGAACGUACUGACAAAUAAAGUUGGCGAAUUUGAUACAGAUAUCACAAAAGAAAGCGAGCACUUUUGCGACUUCAAUAAUGUGAUAAAAACAGCUACGGCGAACCAAGUUUUAAAGGACUCUAAGGGGACGAAAGAAAAAGUUACUAAAAACGCCGGUGAUGUGAAAAAUGACGUACUGAACGAAUUGCUCUGCAACUUUAGUAACAUAAAGUUAAAAAUAGUAAGUCCUGAAAAUAAAAAACCAGCAUUGAAGAUAAGUGGUGAUGAAAGUAUUGCUUGCUCGGUCGCGAUCGAUAACGGACUUUCCAAGGGAAAGGAAAGUGAGAGUCCUAACUUGCAAAUGUUUAAAAAAUCUCAAAGUGAAGUUUACAACGUUCCUAUAAACGUCAAAACUGUAGACAUAAGGAAUGACGCAACAAGCGUUGAGAAAAUUGUUAAGGAAAAAAAAUUCAUAAAAAUAGAAGUCGAGGAUAAACCUCAGGAUCUUAAAAAUAAUCAUCAUAAUGCAGCAAACGAUGAGAAAAUCGCAAACAAUAAAAAUAUUGAGAGAACAAAACGCGAGGAAUUGUCCUGCAGUAUAAAAGAUAAGAUCACAAAGAAUAGCUCUCUGAAUAUAAAAGUCGAUGAGAAAUCUUCUGAUAUUAAAUCAGAAGAAACCUGUGUAAGGAUAAAGACCGAGGAGACGUUCAAGAGCGCAAAAAAUGCUGGCGAUGCCAAACGAGAGUCUAAAAAACCGCGAGAUAUUCGCGCUCCCAAGACUAUACUUAAGAAAACAAGCGCUGAGCGCGAGCGGCAACGGACGAGCAAAUUCCAGGAGAGAAUUCCUAUCGGAGCACCCGCAACUAUGAACAAGAUUUUCGACAGCAAAGAAUUAGAGACGAUAGCGGACGCGUCGCGCAGAAGCAGUCUGAGAGAUGGGAGAAUAUACGAGACAACUUCCAGAGAGACUCACGAUCGCGGCGGAAAAAAGACUGACGAAGAAGUAAACGCGGACGACGGAGCCGACGUUGAUCGGCAGAGGAUCGCGAGUCGAUCGGCAUUAGCGUUAGUAGAGAAUACGACGGGUAGCAGCGAUAAGUGUGCCAUAGCUAGGAAGACUAUUUCCGUAACCCCUUGUAAUAAUAAUGACAAUAACAGGGCCGUAACACCCGUAGCUAACGUAAGUAACGACCAAUCACCCCGCGACGUUGUAACGAUAACCCCGGGUAAAGUUAGGAGCUUCGUCAAGUAUUACGAGAUUCGGGGCGACGUAACGACCGCCGAGAGACAUUCUAAAAUUAACAAUAGAGAGAAAGUAGCUAGGUGUAAGUCUACUAAGAGCCAAGCGGCGCCCGUUGCCGCGAGGAACCCGCAACGGCCGGAAGUAAUAACGGUGAAAAAGGGAAAAGCAAACGGAGGCAGAAGUAUUAAAUCAAACGAUGGUGACAUUCUCAGAAAGACGUUUAAUAAUGCUCAAUCUUCAACGUUCGCCUCGAUAGUCCCGGAACAUCUUCCCGAUAUUUCAAUCUGUAAAACAACGGAAAUGAAAUCGAAGGUAAUGAAAGAGUAUGAAAAGACCGCCUCGUAUGUAUUUGACAAAGAAAUGCAUAAGCCACUCGCUAAAGUAAGCGCGAAGAAGUCAGUGCAGUUUUUAGGCGAUUUUACCAUUAUUCACUCGGAAACUUUCGACGGGAAAGAAUCUACGGUCAUCGCGGACCACGAGGCGAACGCAUCAAGGAAGAGGAAAGCCCCUGGAAUCCCACGAUCGCGAGAUUUCGAUGGUUGUCAGAAGCUUGUUCACGAAAUCACGAAAAUGGAGAAACUGCCAGACACCGAAAAGAGUUCCUUCCAGCAACGGGAGACCGUUGCUCAGAUACAUACAGUAGCCGGUCAUGGUGAGAAUUCAGGUAUUAACCGCUUCGUUCCAAAACCAGAAAUCCCACAGCUCGUAUUUUACUGUACUAUAUAGGUAACACGCGUAGCCUUUAUAAGCCGUCGUUGCUCCGAAUCUCAAAUAUAUGUUAUCGCGUGUCGAUACGAAUCCCUACAAAAAUGGUUUCAUUUCCACUGCCAACUGAAGAAUAGAUUUUACGACGCAAUGCCUGCUAAAUAGUAAUUUAUGCUUGUUAAUGCGCAUCGCGUGCUUAUAUAAUUUGUUUCAGUUCAGAUCUUGUUUCAAAGGCAAAGUUCGAACUUUUUACGCACAAUACUAACGUAGGCUUUUUCUUAUUUUCUAUAACUAAUCAUAAAAGCGAAUCACCUUAAUAGAAUAUUUUUUUCGGGAAUAAUUUAUGCAAUUAACAAAUUUAAAAAAUUGCAUUGUAUUUUG
This is a messenger RNA of Linepithema humile (Argentine ant), 9876 nucleotides long. NCBI's taxonomy places the organism in Eukaryota, Metazoa, Arthropoda, Insecta, Hymenoptera, Formicidae. The record is from RefSeq and is a predicted model, not a curated record.